Molecule: messenger RNA, 339 nt
Organism: Danaus chrysippus (African queen)
Lineage: Eukaryota; Metazoa; Arthropoda; Insecta; Lepidoptera; Nymphalidae
Source: the annotation of a GenBank genome assembly
AUGUCAGGAAAUAUUGGAGCCGUGCCAGUAAUAAGAGAUAAUAUAUCUGAGCAUUUAAUAUUUAUGGAAAUGUCAAACAGCGAAUCCACUAACCUGCACAAAGAAAAUUCACCAAAAGAGGCGCGGCGUAUAACAGAAAUUGAAUUUGCACAUUGGGCGCAAACGGAUACGAGAAGGUGGCGGAAGGGUAUGCGGGGGGAGGUCGUCCGGGCGGGGGGGAGGGGCGAGGUUGCAGGCUCCGUAGCUGUUCAGGUGAGCGGGCGUCUGUGUGCGUCAGCUGAAUCCCGGGGAGGCGCGAGCAAUGACGAGCUCGUUGCUAUAACGACAGUCAGAAUCUAA